AUGCUACAUCCUCGCGCCGACACCGACAGGCUUUACGUUUCCAGGAAAGAGGGAGGCAGGGGACUACAGCAAGUGGAGGCAGCCUACAAGUCAGCAAUACUCAGUAUAAGCGACUACUGUGAAAACAGCCCAGACAGAAUGAUAAUGAUUGCCCGAAACUACGAUCUCUCUCUGCCAGUAACUAAGUCCCUUAUACAAACUGCAACAAAAUUCAGUCGCCAGUUAUCUAUACGGGAAUCCUUAGGGCCAGACUUGCAGAAAAGAAAGUUAGAAGAGUUUUAUUUGAAGAACGAAACAAAUGUCACAGGAAGUGACAGUUGCAGUGGAGACUGUGACUUAAAUCUUGCAAAAUCCGUGAACGAGGCACACAAUCACACACUUGAGAGUGUCAACCACCAAACACAAGAGACUAAUAAUCAUAGUAUAAUAUCUGAACAAGUAGUACUAUCUGAAAAACCGGUAGAAUCUAAACAACCGAUAGUACCUGAAUAACCUGUUGUACAAUAAUCAGAACCUAUGGCAAGUCCUCCACCAGCAUCUUGUUCGUCAUCCACUGAAUAUCAUGAUUUGCUACCUCCACAGCCACCACCAAUUUAAUUGAUUAAUAAUUUACAUUACCACACCUUACCUAUAUGAUUAAAGUGUUCUUAAAAAUACAAUA
Acanthoscelides obtectus is the source of this 661-nucleotide messenger RNA. The record is from the annotation of a GenBank genome assembly. Lineage: Eukaryota; Metazoa; Arthropoda; Insecta; Coleoptera; Chrysomelidae.